This is a messenger RNA of Prunus avium (sweet cherry), 1748 nucleotides long. Its product is annotated as F-box protein At3g03040-like. Lineage: Eukaryota; Viridiplantae; Streptophyta; Magnoliopsida; Rosales; Rosaceae. Gene Ontology annotation, molecular function: protein binding. The record is from RefSeq and is a predicted model, not a curated record.
AGAAACUUAAGCGCAUCAACAAUAAUACCCACACUUAAAGACCAAUUUUUAACUAUUGAAUAUUGCUCUGCAUAGAAAAGAACCAAUUUCUGCCGAAGGAAAAUUGCGGCCACCACCUUCAGCUAAUUGGUUAUGAUAAGUUGUUGCAAAAUUGUUAGUUGCAGAAGGAUACAUCUCUUGUAGCUCCGACACUGCCUUCAACAGACUCUAUUUAUCAUGGGAAAGUUAUCGGCAUCCACAAGUUGUCAAGCAACUUCUUCUGAAAGUAUAACAGACAAAUUUAGUGAUCUUCCAGAUGAAGUUGCUCAUCUUAUCCUUUCCUUCCUCCCUUUCAAAGACCUCACUCGAUUGAGUGCCGUCUUGAAAAGAUGCAGACAAUUAUAUCCAUCAGUUCCGGGGUUGAAUUUUAUUUUCUAUGAGGAGGUAAAACCAAAACCCAACCAGGAUAUAGAGAUGCUGAUGAGUUCUUUGGAUAGAUACUUCUUCUCUCGUGGUGAUCAUAGGAUACAGCACUUCGGCAUGAAUUGGAAUUUAUAUCCAAACAAAACAGUACAGGAGCUUUCUAAUUAUCAUUUUCGAUUAAAUACGUGGAUUAGGAAUGCAGUAAGGUGUCAUGUUGAAGAGCUUGAUCUUCUUAUCUACCCGGCCUAUGGAUUUUCGUUGCCAUCUUGCGUCUUCCUUUCUCCAUAUUUGCGCUCUUUGUCAGUGAAUUUGGCUGGGCAGAUUUUGGAAGUGCCUUCCCUACCUUUUUCAUCUAAUAUCCAUGACUUGAAACUGUUUGGUGUUAACUUAGAUGAGAGGUUUUUUCAAUGGAUCUCAUGUUCUUGCAAAUGCAUCAAGAAGUUAGAUCUGCACAUUAUGACAGACACACAGAAUAUCACCAUCGAAAGUUCGUCUUUAGAACACCUUCAUGUUUUGAUUUUUCGUGACCUGCAUCUUAAUAUCUCUUGUGAGAAGCUUGAAACUAUAGAAAUAAAUCUAGGGCCCGAACGCCAUCGAGCAACAAGCAGCAAUUCACUGAAGAUUUUUGCUCCCAAUCUUAAAAACUUGCAAUGUAUAGGCAGUCCGUGGGGUAGCCAAAAUCUGGGAAAACUAAUGAGUUUGGAAAAAGUUGAGCUUUUUUUAAAGCCUCGGCCAAAUGAAAUUGACAAUGUAUUUGAAGCUCUUUGUAGUAUAUGCUGGGCAAGAGUUCUACAUAUAAGCAAGGACACCAUUAAGGCCCUUUUCAAGGAAGGUUCCAUGGCAGCACCAAUAUUAGAUAAUAUUUGUAACUUGAGGAUACAUUGUACGACCUUGGAAGAUGACCUUGUUCCGGCAGUUGUCUCUCUUCUUAGAGGAAUGCCUAAUUUGAAUAGUUUGUCCAUAAGGACUGUGAAAGGGCCUUGGAAUCCCGAACCAUCAAGUGGCUUUGGUACGGAAUAUUGGAAACUGCAAAACCUUGCUUUCCUUCAUCAGCUUCAAGAAGUAACCGUACAGUAUUCCGGCCACGGGUCUAAUGAAAUCGAGUUUUCAACGUACAGUACGGAAUAUUGGAAACUGCAAAAUUUGAAGAAAAUUGCCAUUUUUCUUGGCAGCGAAGAUGAGCAAUCAGAAGCUGCAGCAGGGAUGGUGAGUAGGAACAAGAUGAUUUCUACUGCCACAAUUAUCAUUCGGAGGAGGGAAUAAUCUUUGAUAUUUUUACAAGACUUUAUGUGUACCUUGAAAGGAUAUUUCUGUAUAUUUAUGAGAUAAUAUCUCCUUGCAAUUUA